This is a messenger RNA of Gracilinanus agilis (Agile Gracile Mouse Opossum), 3160 nucleotides long. It is a transcript of the gene PEAR1, whose product is annotated as platelet endothelial aggregation receptor 1. The transcript has 18 exons. Gene Ontology annotation, cellular component: membrane. Lineage: Eukaryota; Metazoa; Chordata; Mammalia; Didelphimorphia; Didelphidae. The coding region runs from base 263 to 2743 and encodes 826 amino acids. The record is from RefSeq and is a predicted model, not a curated record.
AACCUACCCAGCUUGCCCACUACAGUUAUGGGGCAAAAACUGUGAAAAUUCCUGUGAAUGUGGCAACAACAGCACUUGUGACCCCAAGACCGGAGCUUGUGUCUGCCCUCCUGGCUUCCAGCCUCCUCGAUGCUUCCAGCCCUGCCCACCUGGCUUCUAUGGCCCUGCCUGCCUAGCCCAGUGCCAUUGCCAUGGAGCCUCCUGUGACUCCCAGACGGGGGCCUGUCACUGCCCUGCUAAUAGCACAGGGCCCAGCUGUGAGAUGCCCUGUCGUCAGGACACGACUGGCUUCUCCUGCCCCAGAAGCCAUCCCUGCCAAAAUGGGGGGAUCUACAACUCUGGCCAGAACUGUACCUGCCCACCAGGCUGGAUGGGCGCCAUUUGUUCUCUGCCAUGCCCAGAAGGCCGCUUUGGAAGGGGUUGCACCCAAGAGUGUCGCUGUCAUAACGGGGGUCAAUGCGACCCCAUCCUAGGGCAGUGCCACUGCGCUCCAGGAUACACCGGAGACAGGUGCCGAGAGGAUUGCCCAGCGGAUCGUUUCGGCCAGGACUGUGCUGAGACCUGCGACUGCGGCCCGGGGGCCCGCUGCUUCGCAGCCGACGGGUCGUGUCUGUGCGAGCACGGCUUCACUGGGGAUCGCUGCACGGAGCGCCUCUGUCCAGACGGUAGCUACGGGCUCACUUGCGAGGCGUCCUGCGCCUGCCACGCAGAGCACAGCCUCAGCUGCCAUCCCAUGAGUGGCGAGUGCUCUUGCAGGCCAGGAUGGGCUGGUUUGCAUUGCAAUGAGAGCUGUCCCCCGGGCACCCACGGACCUGGCUGUCGGGAACCCUGCCUCUGCCUUCAUGGAGGCACCUGCCAGGCAGAAAGUGGCCACUGUCUGUGUCCCCCCGGCUACACAGGCCCCCACUGUUCCAGUCUCUGCCCUAUGGACACAUUUGGGACCAACUGCUCCCAGACUUGUUCCUGUGUGCAUGCCCUCUCUUGUUCCCCAGUCGAUGGCACAUGCAACUGCAAGGAAGGAUGGCAGAAAGGCAACUGUUCUGUGCCUUGCCCUGAGGGUACCUGGGGAUUUGGCUGCAAUGCCAGCUGCCAGUGUGCCCAUGGGGCUUCCUGUAGCCCACAAACAGGAGCCUGCUCCUGUACCCCUGGCUGGCGUGGCGAUCGGUGCCAGCUUCCCUGCCUGAAGGGGCAGUUUGGAGCAGGCUGUGCCAGUCACUGUGAUUGCAAACACGCAGAUGGCUGUGACCCCAUUCAUGGUCAUUGCCAAUGCCAGCCUGGAUGGACAGGGCUCCGCUGUGACCUUCCAUGCCCUGAGGGUUUCUGGGGACCCCACUGCAAUAACACCUGUACCUGCAAGAAUGGAGGAACCUGUAUACCUGAGAAUGGGAGCUGCAUCUGUGUGCCUGGCUACCGGGGUCCUUCUUGCCAGAGAACCUGCCAGCCUGGUCGAUAUGGCAAGCGUUGUGCUCCCUGCAAAUGUGCCAAUCACUCCUCCUGCAACCCUGUAGAUGGAAGCUGUCGCUGCCAUGCUGGGUGGAUUGGCCCUGAUUGUUCUCAGCCAUGCCCACUGGGGUAUUGGGGCAUCAACUGUGCUCUUCCCUGCCAGUGCCACAAUGGUGGGCACUGCCAACCCCAGGAGGGAAACUGCAUCUGCCCACCAGGCUGGACUGGACGCCUCUGCUCUGAAGGUUGCCCUCCAGGUACGUUUGGUGCCAACUGCUCCCAACUGUGCCAGUGUGGGCCUGAAGGACAGUGCCAGGCUGAAACAGGGGCUUGUAUAUGUCCACCAGGUCACAGUGGUGCCCCCUGCAAAAUUGGGAACCAGGAUCAGCCCUUCACCAUGGUGCCCACCCUGCCAGUGACAUAUGACUCUCUGGGAGCCGUGAUUGGCAUUGCAGUGCUGGGGGCCCUGGUGGUGGCCCUGAUAGCACUAUUCAUUGGGUACCGACAGUGGCAGAAAGGCAAAGCACACCAGCAUCUGGCUGUAGCCUACAGCAGUGGACGUCUGGAUGGCUCUGAAUAUGUCAUCCCAGAUGUCCCACCAAGCUACAGUCACUAUUACUCCAACCCCAGCUACCACACACUGUCCCAGUGCUCUCCCACUCCCCCACCCCCCAACAAGGUGCCAGGCACUCAGCUCUUUGCUAGCCUCCAGGCCCCAGAACGCCCUGGGGCUUAUGGGCAAGACAGCCAUGCCACUCUGCCUGCUGACUGGAAGCACCACAAGGAGCUCCCUCCUGGGCACCGGGGGCGAGGUCUAUUGGAUCGUUAUAGCUACAGCUCUGGCAACGGAUUGGCACACCUGUAUGGUAAAGGGCCCAUCCCAGAGGAGGGGCUGGGGGCCAGCAUAAGCUCCCUGUGCAGCGAGAAUCCCUACGCCACCAUUCGGGAUUUACCCAGCCUUCUGGGGCCUCCCAAUGAGGGCAGCUACAUGGAGAUGAAAGGUCCUUCGUGCGCUGCCGCUGAGACAUCUGGGGAGCCCAGUCCACCCCGCAGGCACGUGCUCCAGCCCCGGCAGAGUCAAAGACUUCGAAGGCCAGACAGCCAGAGGGACAGUGGCACCUACGAACAGCCCAACCCGCCAGCCCCGGACUUCAUCGCUGGGGGUACGCUGCCUCCCAUCCCGCCAGGUCUUCCUCCCGGCCACUACGACUCACCUAAGAACAGCCACAUCCCGGGACACUAUGACUUGCCCCCUGUUCGACACCCUCCCUCGCCCCCGAGGAGGCGACAGGAUCGUUGAAGAGACUGGGUGGGGGGGCAUUCCAUUUGGCUAGUCCCCCUUCCCCCCAUGACCAGGCCCAGAAACUGAGGAAAGACUCAAAGAGUCACACAUCUUCCCCUCCCUUCCCCUUGGGUUAUUAGGGAGAGAGCCAUUCCUGGAGGGGAAGAGGUCCGGGGAUGCCCGGGUUCUGAAACCCUUCCCCGGUGCCCCCUCCUUGGAGGCAGCCCUCGGAUGGCUGAAGAGAAGAGGAUCUGGAAGCCAGGAUUUCUGGGUCCCAGGAGAGUAAGCGGAAUCACUAUGAAGCGUGGGGGACUGGAGGGCAGGUCCUCCUCCUGUUCUGCUAACUGUUCCCCAAGCCUUUACAGCUCCAGCCUGGGAUUCCUCGGUGGGGAACUCUGUCCCGUGUCUGUAAAUAAAGUUGUUGGAUUUCUCGUG